AUGUCCAAAACAUUUUCCAAAGACCUAGUAGAAGAUUUUAAAAGUUUAUAUGAAUCUAAAGAACAUUAUGACACAAUUAUUACCGUUGGUGAAGAACCAAAUAUUGAACAAGUUUAUGCCCACUCAGUGAUUCUUUGUACUAGGUCAUCAUAUUUUCGUAGUGCUUUAUCUAAUAAAUGGGCUGAAAGAAAAGAAGGAUAUUUGAUUUUAUCAAAACCUAAUAUAAACGCAAUGACUUUUAAAAUUAUUCUUAAGUUUUUGUAUUGUGGAGUAGUAGAUUUGGAAGAUCUAGAAGAUGAAACGAUCUUAGAGCUUUUGGUUGCCGCAGAUGAACUUUUAAUUCAAAGGCUCAUUGAUUUCAUUCAAGAAUUCUUAAUUAAAGAUAGUACUGAAUUAUUAGAAUUAAGACUCGGCAGAAUGUUAAAUUUCAUUACUCAUAAUAAGCAAUUCAUCGAGCUUAAAGAGGCUUUUUUGGAGACUAUUUACAGCAAAAAUGAAAAUACAAAUAUAUUAGAGGAAACAUUGCAUGAAUUGAUUAAGCUUAUUAGGUUUCAUCAAAUAGAUCCUAAGGAAUUCGUACCUGAAGUAUGGGCAUACAAAGACCUUUUACCAGACAAUUUAAUUGAAGAUGUAAUACGUUGUUAUUUGGAUUCAGAUGCAAGACCAAUGUAUAACACAUUUUUAAUUAGAUGGGGAAAUUUUGAAAUUGAGUCUGUAUUAAUCAACAAAGAAAUUGCACUAAUUUUGACGAAAUGGAUAGAUAAAACAAAUAUUGAUGACGAUAUAUCAAAAGGGUCAAAGUAUAAUUUUAAACGUCUAUUUAGAAGUAGUUUAGAUGGAUUGUCAUCACAAAUGUUCCAUCGAAUUUGCGACAACCAAGGAGCAACUAUUGUAAUAGCCAAAAUCAAGAAUACGACACUUCUUAUUGGUGGUUAUAAUCCACUUGAUUGGAAUGGAGCUGAUGAAUGGAAACAAACGAUAGAUAGCUUUUUAUUUGUAUUAGAUUUUAAAGACAUCAGAAAAGGAGUAGUAUCUCGCAUUAAUCAUAGUCACAGUAAAUAUGCAGUCUUUUGUGACAUUAAUUGUGGACCAAGUUUUGGAGAAGGCCCCGAUUUUCAUAUUUUAAAUAACAGCUAUACUUUGAAAUAUAAAGCAAAAUCCUACUCUAAAAUGGUGAAUUCACAUACUCUUUCGAUUUUGGAUUAUGAAGUCUUUCAAGUUGAAAGCAUCGCAAAACCUUCAAUCAUAGAAAAUAAACAGUAA
Molecule: messenger RNA, 1263 nt
Organism: Cetraspora pellucida
Lineage: Eukaryota; Fungi; Glomeromycota; Glomeromycetes; Diversisporales; Gigasporaceae
Source: the annotation of a GenBank genome assembly